UACGUCAUCAGACGUGAGCAAUGGACCUCCGUUAAAUCGCCACAAAACACCAAAGACGGCUGAGUAAAAAAGAUUAAAAGUUAUCUUUUGAGGUUUUCAUUUUGCUUUCGAUGGUUUCUAUGUCGAAGUUGCUGAAGUAAAGUUUGAUUUGGAGAAGUGAAAAAGAGAAGUGGGGUGGGAGUGUACAUAAACAAGUCACCACAGUGCUAAAUGUGACAUUAAAAACAUUUUAUAUACACAUAUAUAUAUUUACAUACAUACACAUUUAUUUACAAAUAUAACCUCAAGUGUGUCUUUUCGACCAAUUCCGGCGCCGUCACGUGAGUGCAGCACUAACCGGAAUAGCCGCUUGUCCGACUGUGUUACUACUAGCAUUAGCAGGAACUUGUUAGCCGAUGUUAUGGCGUUGUUCAAGCAAAGCUGCAAUUUAGUCGGCCGUUUCUCCACAAAACACCCAUGGCUGGCAACUACAAGUCCUUCGCAUGUUUAUACUACAAACAUGUCAUCUGCGACCAAGUCCUCCCCGAUCCGGGUUGACAGGAGUAAAGAGCUACUGAGCCACGAUGAUGAUGAUGGUCCUUCGCUGCAAGACUUUAUUUCUGGGGAACUCUCCGAGAAAAGCAAAUGGGCAGAGUACAGAGGCAACCUGAAGAGGCAGAAGGGCGAGAGGCUACGGCUGCCUCCGUGGCUGAAGACGGAGAUCCCAAUUGGGAAGAACUACAACAGGCUGAAGAACACACUGAGAAACCUCAAUCUUCACACUGUGUGUGAGGAAGCCAGGUGUCCUAACAUUGGUGAAUGCUGGGGAGGAGGGGAGUACGCUACAGCCACAGCCACCAUCAUGCUGAUGGGAGACACAUGCACCCGCGGAUGCCGGUUUUGUUCAGUCAAGACCGCUCGCCUGCCGCCACCCCUGGACCCCGAAGAGCCCUACAAUACAGCCAAGGCUAUCGCUGCUUGGGGGCUGGACUAUGUGGUGCUCACCUCGGUGGACAGAGAUGAUAUUGCAGAUGGAGGGGCGGAGCAUUUUGCAAAGACUGUUUCCAACCUGAAGGAAAGGAAUCCUCUCAUCCUGGUUGAAUGUCUGACACCAGAUUUUCGGGGCGACCUUGCAGCAGUAGAGAAGAUCGCCCUGUCAGGUCUAGACGUGUACGCCCACAACGUAGAGACAGUCCGCGAGCUGCAAAGGCAUGUACGAGACCCUCGAGCCAACUUUGACCAGUCUUUGAGCGUCCUGAAGCACGCUAAAAAGGUCCGUCCUUCUGUGCUCACCAAGACGUCCAUCAUGCUGGGACUGGGAGAGACUGACCAACAAAUACACAAUACACUGACCACACUACGUGAGGCCGGAGUGGACUGUCUCACAUUGGGACAGUACAUGCAACCCACUAAACGCCACCUGAAGGUGGAGGAAUACGUCACUCCAGAGAAGUUUGCACACUGGGAGAAAGUUGGGGUGGACAUGGGCUUUCUCUACACUGCCAGUGGGCCGUUGGUUCGAUCCUCCUACAAAGCAGGGGAGUUCUUCCUAAAGAAUCUGCUGAAGAAGAAAAAAGCACAGGUCUUCACAACAGAAUGAAAUCGACAAAAGACAAAGCACAGCACCCCCUGCCUCUUUCUGUAUCUGCAUUCUAAUUACAACCUCUCAUGCAAAUCCACUUUACACCAGCACCAUAAUGUAUUGUUUCAAGCUGCAGCAAAGCACAGAAAAGUGAAGGGCAAAGCUGUCUGCUGGCACUUUGAGCUUGCCACCACAUCUUGAGGUGGUGGAGUUAUUUAAUGAAGCUGUUUUGCUUACAUCAAUUUAAAUGUAAAUUAUUUAUGAUACCCAAAUAAACCAAUGCCUGCACUCAA
Messenger RNA from Dunckerocampus dactyliophorus (ringed pipefish), 1854 nucleotides. RefSeq names its product lipoic acid synthetase (gene lias). Gene Ontology annotation, biological process: lipoate biosynthetic process. The record is from RefSeq and is a predicted model, not a curated record. The transcript has 11 exons. Gene Ontology annotation, molecular function: 4 iron, 4 sulfur cluster binding; lipoate synthase activity. NCBI's taxonomy places the organism in Eukaryota, Metazoa, Chordata, Actinopteri, Syngnathiformes, Syngnathidae. Gene Ontology annotation, cellular component: mitochondrion. Bases 401 to 1579 code for a protein of 392 amino acids.